AUGGCCUUCAAUAAGCGAAGAAAUACAGCAUACAAAAAGAUGUACAAUAAGACCUAUAAGAAGGCUCGUGAUCCCACUACAACUGAAGAAUCCAUGAAAGAUGGGAUUGCAACUAAUGAUGGUAUAAAAAGUGAAAGUACUUUUUUGGAAGAUGACAUGGCCUUUAAUAAGCGAAGAAAUACAGCAUAUAAAAGCCGAUACAACAAGACCUAUAAGAAGGCUCGUGAUUCGGUUACAACUGAAGAAUCCAUGAAAGAUGGGGUUACAACUAAUGAUGAUGACAUGGCCUUCAAUAAGCGAAGAAAUACAGCAUACAAAAAGAUGUACAAUAAGACCUAUAAGAAGGCUCGUGAUCCCACUACAACUGAAGAAUCCAUGAAAGAUGGGAUUGCAACUAAUGAUGGUAUAAAAAGUGAAAGUACUUUUUUGGAAGAUGACAUGGCCUUUAAUAAGCGAAGAAAUACAGCAUAUAAAAGCCGAUACAACAAGACCUAUAAGAAGGCUUGUGAUUCGGUUACAACUGAAGAAUCCAUGAAAGAUGGGGUUACAACUAAUGAUGAUAAGAAGGAAAUCGAAGGUACUUUCCCUUAUGAUGAUGACACGGUUAUCAACGAUUGGAUUGACGAAAAUGAUGACCUCGCCGAUACAGCUAUAUUCUACUUGUACCGUGGUCUCUAUCCUGGCAAAAAGAUGAAACUGCUUUUCAACAAUGCUGGAAGUAGAGCUGGUUUCUUGCCUCGACAAAUGGCUGAGUCCAUACCAUUUUCAAGUGACAGUGUGCCAAAAAUUUUGGAGCACUUUUCACUAAAGACUGAUUCAGCAGAAGCAAGUAUUAUAGCAGAUACAAUAGAUGAGUGCGAGUACCCAAAAAUGGAAGGGGAAGAAAAAUAUUGUCCUACAUCUUUAGAAUCCUUAAUUGAUUUCGUUGUUGCAAGGCUUGGCAGCAAUGUUAAGGUGCUUUCAACUCAAUCCGGCAAGAAACAAGAAUAUACUGCUUUGACAGGAGGCAAAAUGAUCGGAGAUAGAGCAGUGGUAUGCCACAAGGAGAUAUAUCCAUAUGCUGUGUAUUAUUGCCAUGAAAUCGAGGACACCAAGGCUUUUAUGGUUCCAUUGGUGGCUGCUGAUGGCACUACAGUUAAAGCAGUGACUAUUUGCCAUGACGAUACAUCUACUUGGAGCCCAGAGCACGUGUCAUUUGAACUUCUUAAAGUCAAACCUGGAGUGCCUAUUUGUCACUUUCUAGCCAAUGAUACCCUCGUUUGGGUUAAAGCUAAAGAUGCAGAACGGGACUUCAUCACCCAUCUGGCAAUGCCUAUCACUGAUCAGUAA
Molecule: messenger RNA, 1329 nt
Organism: Dovyalis caffra
Lineage: Eukaryota; Viridiplantae; Streptophyta; Magnoliopsida; Malpighiales; Salicaceae
Source: the annotation of a GenBank genome assembly